Messenger RNA from Suncus etruscus (white-toothed pygmy shrew), 1866 nucleotides. RefSeq names its product somatostatin receptor 3 (gene SSTR3). Gene Ontology annotation, biological process: neuropeptide signaling pathway. Gene Ontology annotation, molecular function: somatostatin receptor activity; neuropeptide binding. Bases 202 to 1461 code for a protein of 419 amino acids. The transcript is spliced from 2 exons. NCBI's taxonomy places the organism in Eukaryota, Metazoa, Chordata, Mammalia, Eulipotyphla, Soricidae. Gene Ontology annotation, cellular component: neuron projection; membrane. The record is from RefSeq and is a predicted model, not a curated record.
GGCCGAGGGGGGCUGAUAGAAUCUGCAAGCAGUGGGAGCUGGUAGGGAUCCUGGCCAAGGGGUGCUCAGGGAGCACGUUGGGGCUUUGUGGGGAGCCAGACUUGCGGCAUGACAACAGGCGCUGCUCUGACCCAACGACGGAGGGAGACCCUGACCCCAUGGGCAGGCCCAUAGCUACUUGCUGACAGCCUUCCCCUCACCAUGGACAUCUUGGCCUCUUCCUCCCCAACACCGGUCACUUCUGAGCCAGACAACGUCUCCUCCUGGACUUGGCCCCGAGAUGGCAACGCAUCAGUGGCGCCCAGCGUGGCCGGGCUGGCGCUCAGCGGCAUCCUCAUUCCUCUGGUGUACCUGGUGGUGUGCGUGGUGGGUCUGUUGGGCAAUUCCCUGGUCAUCUACGUCGUGCUGCGCCACACGGCCAGCCCAUCGGUCACCAACGUCUACAUCCUCAACCUGGCCCUGGCCGACGAGCUUUUCAUGCUGGGGCUGCCCUUCCUGGCGGCACAGAACGCACUCUCCUACUGGCCCUUCGGCUCGCUCAUGUGCCGCCUGGUGAUGGCCGUGGAUGGCAUCAACCAGUUCACCAGCAUCUUCUGCCUCACAGUGAUGAGCGUGGACCGUUACCUGGCCGUGGUCCACCCCACGCGUUCGGCCCGCUGGCGCACGGCCCCCGUGGCACGCAUGGUGAGUGCGGCCGUGUGGGUGGCAUCGGCCGUGGUGGUGCUCCCCGUGGUGGUCUUCUCGGGGGUGCCCCGUGGCAUGAGUACAUGCCACAUGCAGUGGCCCGAGCCAGCGGCCGCCUGGCGAGCGGCUUUCAUCAUCUACACGGCGGCGCUGGGUUUCUUCGGGCCACUGCUGGUCAUCUGCCUCUGCUACCUGCUCAUCGUGGUCAAGGUGCGUUCGGCUGGCCGGAGGGUGCGGGCACCCACCUGCCAGCAGAGGCGGCGGAGCUCGGAGCGACGCGUCACCCGCAUGGUGGUGGCCGUGGUGACCCUCUUCGUGCUCUGCUGGCUGCCCUUCUACGUGCUCAAUAUAGUCAACGUGGUGUGUCCACUGCCUGAGGAACCGGCCUUCUUCGGCCUCUACUUCUUGGUGGUGGCACUGCCCUAUGCCAACAGCUGUGCCAACCCCAUCCUCUAUGGCUUCCUCUCCUACCGCUUCAAGCAGGGCUUCCGUCGAAUCCUGCUGCGGCCCUCUCGCCGGGUACGCAGCCACGAGCCGGCGCUGGGGCCCCCAGAGAGGACAGAGGAGGAAGAGGAGGAGGAGGAGGCGGAGGAAGGGACUCGGAAGCCAGGAGAGGGGCAGGAGGCCAACGGCCAGGUCAACCAGAUUAUGGCGCAGCCCGGCCCCAGCGGGCAGGAGAGGCUGCCCAGUGGCUCUGGGGCUAAGGGGCAUCACUUCUUGCCCCAGGAACACCGUCCUGGGGACCAGGCAGGGACACUGCGGACCAGCUAUCUCUAGGGGCCCUGCAGAGGGCAGGUGUGGCCCCGAGAUGAACCCAAGGUGGUGCCAACGUCCCAGAGGACUGAGCCCCACUCCAUUUGCUGUGGGACCCUCACUGAGGCGCAUUCCCUCUCUGGGCCUGGCACUCUCUGUGACUCAGGGAUGAGUAUCAUCCGCAGGAAGGAGCACUCCCAGGUGAGAGGUCUGGGAGCCUGGAAGGUUGAGAGGUCAGAGGGCCUCCCGGGGAUGCCCCUGAAUUUGGUUGUUGGGAAACAGCCUGGGCUCUGAGACAGUUUCAGGAAAAGCGCUGGGGUCCCAGGUUUUCAGGGGGCAGGCCUGGAUUUUGUUGGGGGUGGAGGCUGCUUCAGCUUCCCCCAUAUAGGUCUCCCCACUGGCUGCACUUCUAUUCCCAGGUCUUCCAGG